UGGUUUGCGGUCAAGCUUUAUGGCCUUGAACAUAUCUAAACGAGUUGAUCUGAACGACGGAACAAGAAUCCCCCUUUUUGGAUUGGGGACAUUCAGAGCCGACGAUUCAGCAGUAUCCGAGGCUGUCAUUAGUGCCACUAAUAUCGGAUACCGCCUUAUUGAUACUGCAGAAUAUUAUGGACUGGGCAUGGACUACGUCGAUUUGUACCUCAUCCACCACCCUUUAGGCGGAAAGGUCAUUGAGACAUACAAAUGUCUUGUGGAACUUCAAGAGAAGGGACUGGUCAAAUCUAUUGGAGUCUCCAACUUUGGAGUUGCCCACUUGGAGAGACUGAGGACAGCUAAUUUGCCAACUCCCGCAGUAAAUCAGAUCGAGCUCCACCCAUGGCAACAGAAAGUGGAGAUUGUGGAGUAUUGUCGUGAACAUGGAAUAGUGCCAAUGGGGUACUCUCCUUUGGCGAAGGGGACCAGAUUGAGUGACCCACAAUUGGUCGAGAUUGCUCACAAGUAAUUGCUUUUUCUACGUGAGUAUGGCAAGACCGCGUCACAGAUCUUGCUGAGGUGGAGUCUCCAGUCCGGGUUUGUGACUAUUCCCAAAUCAGCAAACUGUGACAGGAUCACUGAAAACAGUCAGGUUUUUGAUUUUGAGCUGUGCCCGAGUGAUAUGGCUAUUCUGGUUUAUUAUUCUUCAAUAUUUGUAGAACGCCUUUUCGCAGAUUUCGUGUACGUGGAAUCCAACAAAUGA
This is a messenger RNA of Octopus sinensis (East Asian common octopus), 745 nucleotides long. RefSeq lists its product as uncharacterized. NCBI's taxonomy places the organism in Eukaryota, Metazoa, Mollusca, Cephalopoda, Octopoda, Octopodidae. The record is from RefSeq and is a predicted model, not a curated record. Gene Ontology annotation, molecular function: oxidoreductase activity.